UUGGGUGAGUAGGAGUUUCUACAGUUACCGUUCGCACCUCUAUAGUAACCGAUUUACUCCACGCAACAGCGUCCCACGUAGUAGCCGAGUAGAAAACACUCGUUUGUGAAAUAUGUCGUCUAAGGAAACACAAACAGAUCCGAAAAGGAGCAAAAAGAUAGCUGAGGAAGAACCAAAAUCAACUAAGAAUGUGACCACACAAACUACGCUAGAGGUGAAGCCGAAACCAGCGCAACCAGCUGCACAGUUGAUUCAAAAGAUAUUAGAUUGCCAAUUUGAAAUAUUCGGUAUUGUGCAAGGGGUCUCCUUUCGAAUGUAUACGAUGCGAAGGGCUGAGAAGCUAGGGGUGCGGGGUUGGUGCAUGAACACCCCACGCAAUACUUUCACGGGCCAAAUCCAGGGCUAUGAACCAGCAUUUGAGGCAAUGCGUCUCUGGCUAGAGCACACUGGCAGCCCCACGAGUCGGAUUGACAAGUGUAUUUUUGGCACCACCAAUAUAUUGCAAGAAUUUACAUUUGAUUCGUUUACUAUUCGAAACGAAUAAUAUUUUUGAUUGUAUCAUUAAAAUAGCAUACCCGUUGAGGGUGUUCUUACAUUCGAUUUCGCUCAGUCUGCAAUGUGGUUGAGCAAUGCAAUGACAAAACUCAAAUUAUUGUAUUGGACAUUUGAAAUUAGAACUCCGAACUGAUUAACUGCAAAAACAGAGACAGCCUCAUGAUAAAAGCAUCUUGACUCUCCAGAUAUAACCGAUUGUUAUACCUUGUAGAUACAAUUUUGCUGCCUGGUUAGUGUGCCAUCGUUUUGCCACAAAAAGUGCUUCGGUUCUUCGACUGAUACCCUAGCCGGUAAAUGUGCCUGGAGACGGCUACGAAAACUAAUUUCGGUUUUUGUCUGUCAUGCUAUCGGCUCUUUUCUCACCAAAGUUAGCAGUCUAAUUUCAUAUGACCAUAAAAGACGUUGCACUUGGAACUAUCGUUGUAUCGAGAUAUCGCUAUAUAAAAAUCGGCCGGAUAAUGUGGCCAAGCUUAAAUUUGAAAAAAUACCACCGGGAUAUCAUUCAUUGUUUUAAUUUACCUGGCCGAACCAAAAUAAUUAAAUAAAUAUAAUUAAAUUAAGUAAAAAAAAUAGCCAGCAUUCAACUCGGUGCAUCUGAAUAGAACUCUGAACGCCAGCGCUUUAGCUAGGCCGUAAACGCCGUCGCACGGUGCGACUUUCACUUUUUCCUUUUUGCAAAAGAGAAGAUAUAAAAAAAACAACAACAAUAUACAGAC
This is a messenger RNA of Drosophila pseudoobscura, 1271 nucleotides long. Its product is annotated as acylphosphatase-2. The record is from RefSeq and is a predicted model, not a curated record. Bases 113 to 544 code for a protein of 143 amino acids. NCBI's taxonomy places the organism in Eukaryota, Metazoa, Arthropoda, Insecta, Diptera, Drosophilidae. The transcript has 4 exons. Gene Ontology annotation, molecular function: acylphosphatase activity.